AUGUCGUUGGCUCUGCAUGGAGGGGUGGUUGACAAAGUCACAGCUCUGCACGAUCCUUCUCAAAGGCAACGCCUUUUGGAGCUCUGGCCACGACUCCGAGGAGGGCUUGCCUCGAUGCCCAUCGACAGCAUUGUCACUUACUUUGGCAUCCAUACCGCCGAGUAUUUCGCCUUCCUGCACGAGUACGCGACAUGGCUCCUUCUGCCUGCCGUGCUCGGAGUUGCCGUGCAGGUCGCGGAGCCUGGGCCCUGGAAGCAGAAGGUCUCGUCGCUGCAGGGCUCGGCACAGCACAGCCCAGGCCCUGAGCUCAAGGUGUGGACCACAGCCUUCAUCGAGCACUGGAAGCGCUGCCGUGCCGGACUGCACUACCAGUUCGGAGCGAGGCUGGAAGACCGCCAAGCAGAAGCGGAGUGUGAGGCUCCUGCAGCGUACUGCAUCGAGACAAAGCGUCUGGCGCGUGCCUUCGCUGCUGGCUCGCGGCAACGAGCGGAGUCGGACCACAAGGUGCAUGACCUUUCGAAGGAAAAAGAACAGGGCCUGGCUACUUUGCUUGAAGUGGUGCUGCCGGGUUCCUUAUCUUAUUUCGAUUUCUCCGGACGGUGCCUUGGCAGCAUCGGGGACUGCUGGGGCUCUGGAUUCCGAGAGAGCCUGCCUGUCCUGAGUCAGGCACGGAAAAGCUUUGCAAUCGAUGCCUUCCUGCAGAAGGGCAACUGGAGCAGCAAGAAGUUAUGUCUUCAAUGGCCGUUGGCCGUUUUCUUGGUCUCAGUCCUCGUGCUUGGCCUCCUCCUGCGUGUGCUGGAUGGUCUGUUCUUCUCAGAGGAGGAAACCUCCUCCUGCUGCUGGGAGAUAGGACUCUGUGCUGCGGCGACCUUCGGACUGGCAGUAGCAUCUCGCCCCGCCAAGAGCAACAAGGCUCCGAGGACAUGCCAGAAGCAGGUCCCGGCAGGUCGCUGUGCGGCCAAGCCGGCGAAGCCAGUCAGCAAGCCAGCAGGCGAUGAUGCCAAGGUUGCCGAGGUGGUCGCUGCGGUUCGGGCCGGCAACAUGGAGCUUGCCGAGGCAAAGCUCCUCUUGCUGUGCAACUCCUGGAGGCUUAAAAACGGUGAUGCCGUGGAGUCUCUCAAUGCCCACAGCACGAUGGAGGCGAAGAUGGCCGAGAGAUGGCUCAGCUUCCUCGCGGAGAAGGGCGUGCUUCGAGACUGCAAUGCUGUGAUCACCGCAAACGCAAAAGAAAAGAACCCUGUGGCAGCCGAGAGGAUUGUGACGUUCAUGUGCAAGCAUGGUAUUGAGCCGGACGUGAUUACACUGGGUGCCGCCGUCCACGCCUUUGCCCAUGCUGGUCAGCAGAAGGAGGCGGAACGCAUGUUUGACCUCAUCUUGACCAGGGGCAAAACCCGCCCAGAUGUCAUCGGAUUCAAUGCAUUGAUCGAUGCAUCCGUCAAGGUCGGCGACACCAAGCGUGCAGAGUAUUGGCUGGCAAGAAUGCUGGAGAUCGGUCUGGAGCCCAACGUGGUUAGCUACACGACGGUGCUCCAUGCCCACGCCAAGCACGGAAACAUUGAGGCUGCUGAGACCAUGAUGAAGCUGAUGAAAUCAAACGGAAUCGAGGCCAAUGUGGUCACCUAUACGGCCCUCGUGAAUGCUUGUGUGAAGGCUGGAGAUCUACCCUGUGCAGAGAGGUGGUUUGAUGAGAUGCAGAGUGCGGGGAUUCAGGCAAACGCUGUUUCUUACAGUGCGCUGCUGAAUGUAAGCGCCAAAGCGGGCGACUUCAAGCGGGCGGAGCGGCUUCUGGAACGCAUGUGCCAAGACCGUGUGACGCCCACGGAGGUCUGCUUCAACAAUGUCAUCGAUGCAUGUUCCAAGGCCGGACAGGCUGCGCGCGCAGAACACUGGCUGUGGCGCUUGGCAGAAGGCAAGGAUAUUACCGCCGACCUUGCGCCAACACGCCAGUCCUUCACUGCUGCUGCGCAGGCACAUGCCAAGCUGGGAUCUUUCGGAGACGUGGAACGCCUCUUCCGGGCAAUGGAGGUCAGGGGCAUUUCGAUGGAUGCCUUCUGCCUAACCGUUCAACUCUCUGCUUAUGCACGAGCACGCCCACGCCAACGUGAACGUCUCGAGGAGGCGCUUCGCAAGUAUCACAGCCAAGGGCUGGCCAUCACCAAGCCGCCUCUCCGUGUGGCGAAGUCCGUCCUUGGAGCGCAGCGCCUCGAACAGCUCUGUGCCGAGAUGGGCAUGCAGGUUCCUGACCUCAAUGACUUCGCAGAGGAGCGCCGGCCCUGGCGGCGGCACUGA
Molecule: messenger RNA, 2289 nt
Organism: Symbiodinium sp. CCMP2456
Lineage: Eukaryota; Dinophyceae; Suessiales; Symbiodiniaceae
Source: the annotation of a GenBank genome assembly